Messenger RNA from Helicoverpa zea (corn earworm), 3844 nucleotides. It is a transcript of the gene Pitslre, whose product is annotated as cyclin-dependent kinase 11B. Bases 278 to 3061 code for a protein of 927 amino acids. The record is from RefSeq and is a predicted model, not a curated record. Gene Ontology annotation, biological process: protein phosphorylation; regulation of mitotic cell cycle. Gene Ontology annotation, molecular function: cyclin-dependent protein serine/threonine kinase activity; ATP binding. Lineage: Eukaryota; Metazoa; Arthropoda; Insecta; Lepidoptera; Noctuidae. Gene Ontology annotation, cellular component: nucleus. The transcript has 12 exons.
UUCGAAAUAUGCUCAAAGGCCUUCUAUGCAUUAUAUAAUUUCAUAGACUGUAGAGCGAAGCCAUUCAUAAACUUCCCUUUUUAAAAAAGUAUUUCUAAACAAAAUGGCGUCGUUUCCAGCGUGAGUGUAGAGAAUUUGUAAUUCGUUCGUGUGUAAAUUACAAAUUUGCGUUUCUCAUAUUUUAAAACUUACUACUGUAUUGUUACUGAACUUUGUGAUUAGUGGUUAAUUUAACGUUACAUUCUUUGCCACAUACGAUUCACUAGUGAACUCUAUCAUGAGUAAUUACGAGGAUGAUCAAAGCGAGGAUGGAGAAUUAGCGCGUAGCCCUGUUCAAGAUGAAAUGGAUUUUAGUUUGUCUGAUGAAGACCGGGACAAUGCUGAUUCCCUCAUAAUCAAGCCCCCUCAAGCUGUGAUUCGUUCAUCACACAGGGAUAAGAGAGGUCAUAAACGAACCAUGAAGGAUAGGUACAAAGACAAUGCUAGAAAAGAAAAGAAACAUCUUUACAGGGAACGGGAUAAGUCUGACAAAUCAAAACGAGAAAUUAAUAAGAAUCCUGAUAGGGAGGAGAUGGCCAAAGAGUACUAUAGAGAAAAGCAAUAUUAUAGGGAGAAAGAAUUGUACAGAGAAAACAAAGAGGCAUUUAGAGACAAGGAAGCAUAUAGAGAGAAAGAAGCUUAUAGAGAAAAAGAAAUGUAUAGAGAUAGUAAUAAAGAUAACAUGUACAGGGACAAUAAGGAUAUUAGAGACAAAGAAAUGUAUCGUGAAAGAGAGAUGAGAGAAAAGGAUAUGUAUAAAGAAAAGGAUGUUUAUAGGGAAAAGGAUACGUACAGAGAGAGGGAGCAUUACAGGGAGAGAGAAAUGUAUAGAGAUCCUUCUUUCAGAGAACCUGCUCGCUCUAGAGAAGCCUAUAGAGAGAAGGAGAUGGCAUAUAAAGAAAAAGAGAUGUACAAUAAGGACAAAGAAAUGCAAAGAGAUGUAUACCUUGGCCGUGACAGACAAUAUAAAUACUCUGAGCAAGACAGAAAACGCUCUGACAAUAAUGAAAGAAUAGAAUCUAGAUUAAGAUCAUUAGCUGAAGAAGGCCAUACUAAUCAAAAUAAUGAAAAAGAAAACAGGGAUAGAACAUCUGGAGAUAAAGAAUUAGAAGACUUAAGAACAAGAUUACUGAACAAGAGAAUAACCAAAGAGUUGCAAAGCCAAGAUGGCAAGAAAAGUUCAGAGUAUUAUGAAAAAGAAAGUAAGUCAUCAUCUCGCCACUCAUCUCUUGAUAAACAUCAGGAACACCGGAAAAAUAAAGUCUUGUUUGCAGAACAUGUUGUUUCAGAUAAAGAGAGGGAAAAGCGAAAACAUGAAUCGCGCACUGAGUUGGAGGCCAGACGACAAGAGCAUCGUCGCCGCGGGAAGAAACGUUCCGUAUCACCUAAUGAGACUGCUACAAAGAAGACCAAAACUGCAGAAUCUCCCGACUAUGGCGAUUCUGUAGUUACAGUCUCCGAUUCUAGUGAUAUCGAAAUGAAAACUGACUCCCCCCACUCAGAGCCUGAAGAUGGUGAACACACAAAUAGUGAAACAGAGGAAGACAGUUCAUGCACUGAGUCAGACUCUGCAGCAGAUUCUAAGUCUGAAGCUGAAGAUGAACAUAAUGAUGAAGAAAAGUCUGAAAAAGAAGAAAAAGACAAUGAAAGGAUCAGUGAUAAGACUAGGCCUCCAUCAAAAUCUAAGUCUCCUAGCCCUGGCCUGACUAAGUCUAAGCCUGCAUCACUACAAUCCUCUCACGGAUCACACAGAUCAUUGUCUAGAUCCAAAAGCAGAAGCAGAUCACAUUCGUUUUCGCCACCUCCUCCCGGAGAGAAUGGAAAGUCUACAGAGGAGGAAAAACCUAAUGAGGAUGAUGAAGAAACCAGGCAAAGGGAAGAAGCUAUUAAUGCUCUUCCUCCUUACUACCCUGCGUUACAGGGUUGUCGAUCCGUUGAGGAGUUUCAAUGUCUCAAUAGAAUAGAGGAAGGCGCCUACGGAGUUGUUUACAGAGCCCGUGAUAAAACUACUGAUGAAAUUGUUGCUCUUAAAAGACUUAAAAUGGAAAAGGAGAAGGAAGGAUUCCCUAUAACCUCUUUGAGAGAAAUUAACACAUUGUUGAAGGGCCAGCACCCGAACAUAGUCACGGUGCGGGAGAUAGUCGUAGGCUCUAACAUGGAUAAGAUAUUCAUAGUGAUGGACUACGUAGAACACGACCUGAGGAGUCUCAUGGAGACCAUGCGAGGAAAGAAACAAGUAUUUUUACCAGGGGAAGUGAAAUGUCUGAUGACGCAACUACUGAAAGCUGUUCAUCAUCUCCACGACAAUUGGAUCUUGCACAGAGAUCUUAAAACCAGCAAUUUGUUAUUAUCGCACAAAGGUGUAUUAAAGGUGGGUGAUUUCGGUUUGGCGAGAGAGUAUGGCUCCCCGCUGCGCCAGUAUACGCCCAUCGUAGUGACGCUGUGGUACCGCGCGCCUGAACUGCUGCUGUGCUGUAAAGAGUACUCCACUCCUAUCGACAUGUGGAGCGUCGGCUGUAUAUUCGCCGAAUUUAUUACUAUGAAUCCAUUAUUUCCCGGAAAGUCUGAAGUGGAUCAAUUGAAUAGAAUAUUUAAGGAUUUGGGUACACCUUCAGAGAUGAUUUGGCCAGGCUACAAUGAAUUGCCAGCCGUCCAAAGAAUGACCUUUGCUGAACAUCCAUCGGGUGGGCUGAGGCAAAGAAUAGGCUCAGAUCUACUGUCAGAGACAGGAUUAUCUUUAUUGCAAGGCUUCCUAACUUAUAAUCCUGUUAGAAGAAUAACAGCGGAUGCUGCCCUGGAACAUGCCUAUUUCAAGGAGCAGCCGGUGGCGAUCGAGCCGGCGAUGUUCCCGACGUGGCCCGCCAAGUCGGAGGGCAACCGGCGCAGCACGCACAGCCCGCGGCCGCCGGCGGGCGGCGCGGCGUACGCGCAGUUCGCCCGCGCGGACUCGGACGAGGCACUCGGCUUCCAGCUGCACCAGCGCUCGCUCAACGUGGCGCCCGGCUUCUCGCUCAAAUUUUAGCGACGGCGACUCGGGCGACGCUCGAAUCGAUAGUCAACAUACGCCUACAGUCAAUAUUGCUGUGUAACAUUGUAUUACCUAGCUUCGUAAUUGUCGACCUACGCCCGACUACUCGGAUGUAAGAUGUAGUAGGUACUUUCAUUUCUAGUACCGUUACCGUUACUGCGGCGAUGACGAAAUUUUAUUUGCAUCGCGUUAAAUUUCAAUGUACCGUAUGCAGGGGAAUAACAAAUUCUUUACACAUCACACACUGAACUACUAUUUUUUUAAGGAAAUGUGAUUGCACAGGUGAGAGAGUUAAAAAAAACUGCCAUUUGUAUAAGUACUGUAUAUUACAACAAAAUCAUGCGUUACAACAUUACAAAAACUGCAAUGAAAAGCUCAUGUAUAUAUAAUAAUUGUUAUUUGAUGUACUUAUGGAAUACAUAAUUACUUCUAGCCUUAAUUCAUUAUGACACUUAGCCAUUGUUGAUGUAUGUAUAUGUAAAAUAGCAUAAAAUAAUAUUUUUUCAUUAUUGAUGUAAUCUUAUGUAAUUAAUAAAAGGAGUCUAACGCUCAAAGUGUAAAACCGAUUGAGUAAAUAGCGUUCGACCUCUGAGAUCGAUCUUUGAAAAUGUUGAAUGCACAUGUUACAAACUAAUAAUAAAAUUCAACAUUCGUGUGUAGUUCAGGUUACACAGUGUAAAUACUAAAUACCUCUUAUUCUUAGUGGUGUACCUCGAUGCAGGUGGAAUUAGUGUAGAAUUAAAAUAUGGUACAAUAAUUAUAUGUUUUCAACAGAAA